This is a messenger RNA of Racocetra fulgida, 645 nucleotides long. Lineage: Eukaryota; Fungi; Glomeromycota; Glomeromycetes; Diversisporales; Gigasporaceae. The record is from the annotation of a GenBank genome assembly.
AUGCUUUCACUCAAAUUUCUAAAUGCUAUAAGUGUUAUUCCUCAUAUUUCUCAUAUACAAUCAUCUACAUUUUUUACUUCUUCUCAACAACAAUCAUCAAAUCGUUACACUUCUUCCGUUUCUCCUUUUGAAAAAAGUGCGAGCACAGGUCCUAAUGACGCUGAUCUAAGUUCUUCAUCUCCUAAUCCUUUACUAUCAAAUUUUGCUACUUUUACUAAAUCUGAUACUACUCAAAAAACUUCUGGUUCUGAUGUAGCAAAACUCUUAUCUGACUUUUUAGUACCAUCCGAAGAACUUUAUCGUAUUCAUAUUCACGCCUCUUACAAUAAUACUAUAGUCUCAUUAACAAAUUCUCGUAAAGAUGUAUUAAUUAAUUCUUCUGGUGGACUUGUCGGUUUUAAAAAAGCUCAGAGAGGUGGUUAUGAAGCUGCUCAUCAAGCUGCUGUUGCUUUAGUCGAAAAAGUUAAAGAAAAGGGAAUUAAAGUUAAGAAUGUCGAGGUUUUGAUAAAGGGUUUCGGUCCUGGAAGGGAUGCUGCUUUUAAAGCCAUCGCUUCACCUGAAAAUCCUUGGAUUGUUAAGAGAAUCACCGAUUCUACACCAUUGCCAUUUGGUGGUUGUAGGCCAAGGAAAGCUAGAAGAUUAUAA